AUGGAUGAACACUACAAUGUGUACGACUUUGACGGAGGUAUGUCGAGCUACAAAUAUAUGAUGUCGUCUUAUGUCUCUCCUACUGAAUAUUUGUUAUCAUCAGAAGCUGAAGAUAGCGAACGCUAUUACGACAAUGUAGACGACAUAAGUCACCAACCGCGAAUUAAGCGCGUCUUGUACCCAUCGCGGCUUAUGGUCGACUUCAAGGGCUUAGGGCUUGCAGCCUUAAAGCGCUACGCCAAGUACUACCACCUUAAACUGAACGAAAACACAACAAAGGAAGAUCUGGCAGCUCAAGUGGCGCGUCAUUUUGAUCUGUCGUUAGAGGUAGAAGAAGACGACUCGAUUGUUGCGUUUAUGCAACGUUUGCGUAAUGGCGAGCGGGCGGCAGUGAAGCGUUCGACUGUUCGCGAUAAAGAGCGCAAAUUGCAAGCUGCAGUUGAAAAGGCCAAGCGCAAGUCAAACAGUCGCAAGCGGCAGCGUGAUCACUCUGUUUCUUCUGGUCGCAAUACAAGCAACUUUAAUCAUCACUCGAGUAACGGUGUCUCUAUGAAUGCUUCUAACCACGGACAUGGUAACAGUUACUCGAGCGGGGGGAAUAACACUUAUAACAGUCGAGGGAAUGGGAACGACGGACGCAAAGGUCCACCAAAUAGCUCGAAACUCUCAAAUCUGUCGGGUGGCAAGACGAAAAAGACGAAGAAAGACGCCGAUACCGGCGAAGACAAUGAACUCUACUGCAUUUGCAAUUUGCCAAGCUAUGGCAAUAUGAUUGCGUGCGACGGUAAAACGUGCCCAAAUCCAUCUCAGUGGUAUCAUCUCGAGUGUGUCGGACUGGCCGACGGCCGUCAUCCAGAUACGUGGUUGUGUCCCGAAUGUGACCCUAAGGGCUUUUUGGGUGGUUCCUCUAAUAGUCACAGGAAAAAGAAGAACAAACGCUCUAAGUCUCCUGGGAACAAGUAA
Molecule: messenger RNA, 963 nt
Organism: Plasmopara halstedii
Lineage: Eukaryota; Oomycota; Peronosporomycetes; Peronosporales; Peronosporaceae
Exons: 3
Coding region: 1-963 (320 amino acids)
Source: RefSeq, a predicted model, not a curated record